Molecule: messenger RNA, 2340 nt
Organism: Cynocephalus volans (Philippine flying lemur)
Lineage: Eukaryota; Metazoa; Chordata; Mammalia; Dermoptera; Cynocephalidae
Gene: PGAP6
Product: post-GPI attachment to proteins 6
Exons: 13
Coding region: 1-2310 (769 amino acids)
Cellular component (GO): membrane
Source: RefSeq, a predicted model, not a curated record
AUGGGCCGGGCUGGCACCGGGACCCGGGGCGCGGCGGGGGCGCUGGCGGUGGCGGGGCCGCUGCUGCUGCUGCUGAUGGCUCGGCCCCCGCCCGCCGCCGGCGGCGACAGCGGGAAGAGCGGGCUUGAGCUGGUGUCCGAGCACUUCUCGCAGGCCCCACAGAAGCUGUCCUUCUACAGCUGGUAUGGCAGCACCAGACUCUUCCACUUCCGUGUGCCCCCAGACACUGUGCUGCUGCGGUGGCUGCUGCAGGUCUCCCGGAGCGGUGGGCCCACAUGCACCCACGUGGAGAUCACGGUGCACUUCCGCUAUGGCGCCCCUCCAGUCAUCAACCCACUGGGCACCAGCUUCCCAGACAACACCUCGGUGCAUCCCUCCUUCCACAUCAGCAUGCUGCUGAGCUCCGAGGCCCAGAACAACACCUCUGCCAACAUCUCCCACCCGGCACCUGGGGACUGGUUUGUGGCCGCCCACCUGCCCCCCUCCUCCCAGAAGAUCCAGGUGAAGGGCUUUGUUCCCACCUGUGCCUACGUCUUCCAGCCUGACAUGCUGGUCAUGCGGGUGGUCAAGGUCUCCGUCAUGGAGCCCGAUGUGCCCCUUCUGCAGACCCUCCUCUCCCAUCCCAGCUACCUCAAGAUCUUUGUCCCCGAGUACACCCAGGAGCUUCAGCUGGAGCUGCAAGGCUGUGUGUCCAAUGGGAGCCUGGGCUGCCCUGUGCGUGUCACAGUGGGCUCAGUCACCCUGCCCAGCAACUUCCAGAAGGUGCUCACCUGCUCCAGCCUCCCCUGGCCCUGCCGCCUGUUGCUGCCCUCACCACCCUGGGGCCGUUGGCUGCAAGUGACGGCUGAGAGCCUGGCCCACGUGUCAGUGGCCUUCAGUGCAGUAGCUGCCCUCAAAGCCUGCAAGCCAUGGAGCGUGACUUUCCAGCACCUUCUGCACAGCAGCCCAAACCAGAGCUGUAAUGCCUCCAGUGGUCAGCUGUCCCUGGGCCCUGGACACCAGGACCUGGGCAGAAGCAGUGGGGUGGGCAGUGGCCCCUUCUGCCUCGUGAGCUACCCGAUCAUGCGGGAGGACGUGGACGUGUUGUCUGUGCACUUCCAGCCCCUGAACAGGGUCUGGGUAAUGGUGCACUGGCACACGCCCUCCACAAUGCGGCUCCGCCUCAACACAGGCAUGGACAGUGGGGGCUCCCUCUCCAUCUCCCUGCAGGCUAACAAGACAGAGAUCGUAAACGACACCUUGGUGGUGGCCUGCAUGAACGCUGCCUCCCCUUUCCUCAGCUUUGACACCUCACUCAACUGUACCACAGCCUUCUUCCAGGGCUACCCCUUGUCUCUGAGCAGCUCAUCUCUCACUGCCAACCUCAUUAUCCCUUACCCAGAGACAGACGACUGGUACCUCUCCCUGCAGCUCAUGUGCCCUGAGAGUCCUGAGAACUGUCAGCAGGCCAUGGUCCAUGUGGAGACCACCGUGAACCUGGUACCCUGUUUGAAUGACUGUGGACCCUAUGGCCAGUGCCUCCUCCUCCGCAGACACAGCUACCUAUAUGCAAGCUGCAGUUGCAAAGCAGGCUGGCGCGGGUGGAGCUGCACCGACAACAGCACGGCGCAAACAGUGGCCCAGCAGCGGAUGGCCGUGCUGCUGCUCACGCUCAGCAACCUCGUGUUCCUGGCUCCCAUCGCCGUCUCCGUGCACCGCGCCUUACUAGUGGAGGCUUCUGUCUACAGCUACACCAUGUUCUUCUCCACGUUCUACCACGCCUGUGACCAGCCGGGGGAGACGGUGCUGUGCAUUCUCAACUAUGACACGCUGCAGUACUGUGACUUCCUGGGCUCUGGGGUGUCCAUCUGGGUCACCAUCCUCUGCAUGGCGCGGCUGAAGACAGUCCUGAAACACGUCCUGUUUGUUCUGGGCACCCUGGUCAUUGCCAUGUCCUUGUACCUGGACCGCAGGGGCGUCUGGAACAUGAUGGGGCCCUGCCUGUUUGCCUUCGUGAUCAUGGCCUCCAUGUGGGGGUACCGCUGUGGGCACCGUAACCAGUGCUACCCCAGCUCGUGGCAGCGCUGGGUCUUCUACCUCCUGCCUGGCAUCUCCAUGGCCUCUGUGGGCAUUGCCAUCUACACCUUCAUGAUGACCAGCGACAACUACUACUACACCCACAGCAUCUGGCACAUGCUGCUGGCGGGCAGUGCAGCGUUACUGCUGCCACCGCGGGACAGGCACGCCAAGCCCUGGGCCUGCUCACAGACGUUUCCCUGCCACUAUCAGAUCUGCACGAAUGUUCGGGAUGAGCUGUACACGGUGACAUGACGUGGCCUGCUCAGGGAUGCCUGCUGCUCU